GUGAAUUUAAUCGUAAUUUCAUUAAAAUAAUUAGAAUUCAAAAAUUUUCCUAUGAAGAAUCUCUAAUUUGAAUGCAAACGUUUUUCAUGUUUGUGUGUUCUAACAGCUAACAAUACAUUUUGGUUCUACUAAUCAGCUCAUCUAAUCAAAGAUCAACAGUGAAUAAAUCUCAAAAUUUGAUCACAACUCUAAGAAAUACAGUCUAAUAAAUUAAUAAACCCCAACAACCCAACAACAAUCAUUGCUUCUAACCAUAACCAUUGACCGACUGUUACUUCAGCCAAAUCCAGCUAGCGUUAGUUAAAGACAACAUCACAACAUCUCAGUCAACUAGUCAGCUCUAUAUUAAUAAGAGUAUAAUAACAAUGAAAUAAUAAUAAUUUAAAAAUGAAUAUGAAUAAUAAUAACACUGUAAAAAAGAAUAAUAAUCCAGAUAAUGUGGCAAAUAACAACAGCAACAAUAAUAAUAACAACAAUAAUAAUAAUAAUUUAAAUAUAGAAGACAUAGAGGGUUACGUUCGACACUUCGACAUUCAUAAUCACAUGAGAGAUUGCAUUAUUCAACUUUGUGUCAACAGGCCAGAGAAUCCAUUCUCAUUUAUUAGGGAUUUUUUUGAGAAAAUAAAUAAGGAAAGUAAUUUGACAAAUCUAACAACAUCUACCACAUCUACAGAGGAUAAGGAGGAAGAAUUAGGGAUUAGGAACACUGGACCCUCAAGCAUUCGGAGGAGGGGCGGAGUCAGUUCAGAGGUCAUUCCUGUUCAAGAUGCACUUUUCUAUGUCAAGAGGGUGGUGCCCAAAGAUUAUAAAACUAUGGCGGCCCUGAGUAGAGCCAUCUCGAAGAAUGUUCUGUUCUUACAUCUCGAUGAAAAUGAAAGGAGCGACAUUUUUGACGCCAUGUUCCCAAUACAUAGGCAUGCCGGGGAGGUCAUAAUACAGAAAGGAGAUGAGGGUGAUAAUUUCUACGUUAUUGACCACGGUGAAGUAGAAGUAUACGUCGAUGGCAAAUUAGUGAAUACGAUCGGGGAUGGUGGCAGUUUUGGGGAGUUGGCCCUCAUUUACGGGACACCGAGAGCGGCCACUGUUAAGGCAAAAACAGAUGUCAAACUCUGGGGCAUAGACAGAGAUUCAUACAGAAGGAUAUUAAUGGGUAGCACUAUUAGAAAGAGAAGAAUGUAUGAUGAGUUCCUAUCAAAAGUAACAGUGCUAGAGAGCCUAGACCUGUGGGAGCGACAUGCGGUGGCCGAUGUCUUGGAGCCCUGUCAGUUCGAGGACGGAGAGGAGGUGGUUAGGCAGGGUGAUCCAGGCGACGACUUCUUCAUCAUUCUUGAGGGCAAUGCCACGGUGUACCAGAAAACAAACGAAAAUUCAGAACCAUGCAUUGUUAGCAGUCUCGGUCCGUCUGAAUAUUUUGGUGAGAUAGCUCUUUUACUGGACAGACCAAGGGCCGCAACUGUGGUAGCCAAUGGCCAGUUAAAGUGCGUCAAAAUGGAUAGGGAUAGAUUCGAACGAGUCCUAGGGCCAUGUUCGGAUAUCAUCAAGAGAAAUAUCUCUCAUUACAACAGCUUCGUUUCACUUUCAGUUUGAAGGUGAAAAACAGGGAAAAAACCAGAAAAACAAAUUAAAAGUCAACCCAAAAUUAGUAACUCUGGAAAAACUAUUAUCAAAUUAUCAAUAAUGAAAAAGCUAGAAAAAUUCAAUCUACCUCUGAUUUGGAAUUUCCUCUGAAGAAUCAAUCUAAAGAGCCACAAAAAAUGGAAGACCCACCCUUUCCCUUCGGUUUAGUAUUUCCCUCCAAAAAAAGUUUUAUAGUUUGAUUUUAUUUCUUUUUUAUCUUUUGUCAUCUUUACAAUCCUCAUCGUAUUUUGAUUUUAAAUUAUUCAUUUGAUCAUUAUUUGGAAUUUUCAAUUUGCAUUGCUAUGCACACAAACUACACACACACACGACACACAUACAUAUAUAUAUUGGAUUAAAAUAGCUAAUUUAUCAUCAUUAUGAAAUCACCCACCCAACACGCAUGAUAUCACAUUAACCAUUUAAAUAAUGAUAUUAUAGCAGUCAUUUAAUGUAAUUAAUGUCAACGUUAUUGUCGUAAUUAAUGUGAUAAUAACUGCUUACUUUUUGCAAUGCACAUAUAUGUGUACACGCGCACUUACACACACACAUAUAUGUAUAUGUGUGUGUGUGUGUUAUUUUUAUCACCCCAUGUGUAUGUAUUCAUAUAUCAAAUGAUUUUAUCAUUAUUGUCAAUCUAUUUCUUAUAUUUUAAUAUCUUACUGUUUAUAUUUUUCAUACUCGGGAGAGUGAGAGAGAGAGAGAGAUAGAUAAAAGAGAGUGAAUGAUG
Helobdella robusta is the source of this 2344-nucleotide messenger RNA. RefSeq lists its product as hypothetical. NCBI's taxonomy places the organism in Eukaryota, Metazoa, Annelida, Clitellata, Rhynchobdellida, Glossiphoniidae. Gene Ontology annotation, cellular component: cAMP-dependent protein kinase complex. The record is from RefSeq and is a predicted model, not a curated record. Bases 388 to 1587 code for a protein of 399 amino acids. Gene Ontology annotation, biological process: regulation of protein phosphorylation. Gene Ontology annotation, molecular function: cAMP-dependent protein kinase regulator activity. The transcript has 14 exons.